Messenger RNA from Ixodes scapularis (black-legged tick), 654 nucleotides. Its product is annotated as translation initiation factor IF-2-like. The transcript has a single exon. Bases 1 to 654 code for a protein of 217 amino acids. The record is from RefSeq and is a predicted model, not a curated record. Lineage: Eukaryota; Metazoa; Arthropoda; Arachnida; Ixodida; Ixodidae.
AUGGUACCUGCCCUGGCCUGCCCUGCUGAAAAGGCCAAGCGUGGAGCCGAGGCCAAGACCAGGGCCAGCGAGGCCGAGACCAGGGCCAGCGAGGCCCAGACCAUGGCCAGCGAGGCCGAAGCCAGGGCCUCCAUAGCCGAAGCCAGGGCCUUCGAAGCCGAAGCCAGGGCCUUCGAAGCCGAAGCCAGGGCCUUCGAAGCCGAAGCCAGGGCCUUCGAAGCCGAAGCCAGGGCCUUCGAAGCCGAAGCCAGGGCCUCCGACGCCGAAGCCAGGGCGUUCGAUGCCGAAGCCAGGGCCUCCGACGCCGAAGCCAGGGCCUUCGAGACCGAAGCCAGCGCCUCCGAGGCCGAAGCCAGGGCAGGGCCUUCAAAGACUGAGGACGCGGAGGCCAGGGCCGAGGUGGCCGUGGCCAGAGCGGAGGAGGCCACGACCAGGGCGGGGAAGGCCGAGGCCAGGGCGGAGGAGGCCGAGGCCAGGGCGGAGGAGGCCGAGGCCAGGGCGGAGGAGGCCGAGAUGAAGGUCGUCGAGGGCAAAGCACAGAUGGCCUUCAUGCUCGACGAUCUUCUCCCUGCUUUGGAACGUAUGACCAAAUUUACAAAUAUCUGGAAACUCCCAGGUUAUAUCAGUCCUUUUAUGACUAGCUAUAGAUGGUGA